Blepharisma stoltei is the source of this 4404-nucleotide messenger RNA. The record is from the annotation of a GenBank genome assembly. Lineage: Eukaryota; Ciliophora; Heterotrichea; Heterotrichida; Blepharismidae.
AUGAUUUCUAAUAGCAAAGACGAAAGAAAUUAUUUCUGAAAUUUUUCUCAUUUUGAAAAACCUUCCUUUAUGAGACGAAUGCAAAAUCUAAUUUUCUCAUUCUUUGGCGAAAUCUACGAAGUUAAGUAUAGCGGUAAAACUAAAUGAACUACGCAGCUUAUUUAUGAAAUUUUUAUCAAUGUUGUCAUUUCUUUGCAGAUGAGCUCUUUGGCUUGAUAUCCAAAUUUAUCAAUAGAUGAAUGAGAAUCAUAUCAUAAUUUCUGAGUACUGAUCGGCGUUGCAAAUUACAGCGAAAUCUGUGGAUGGUUUAAUACGAUGGAUUUAUGUUUCUACGGGACCAUAUCGACUAUAGGCGCAUGUCUUGCAUCUUUUAUAGCUUUCGGAGUUUUUUUUUACUUCGAGAAAAAGCCGCCAAGUUUGCUCAUUAUUGUCCCAAGAAAAAUAGCUGGAGUAAUUUCCACAGUUUGUUUUAUUCCAACAACUAUUAUUUUACUGAUGAUUCUAAAGUACUCAACUGGAAAGUUUGAAUCAGUAGAUGAAUUCACUGGCUCAGUCACCAAAAACUUGAAUUUUGGACCAAUUGGGAUGGUAUUUUCAAUACUGUGUUUAUUGGUUUUAAUUCCUAUGGCCAUAUUCACAGAAGUGUUCAGUUGUGAUAUCAGACAUUCUAAAUUUAGAAAAAAUAUAAAAGCUAGAUCUUCUGCAGCCUUGGACUUGCAAAGAAAGCUAUUUUAUGCUUCUCUUUGUGUAUCUUAUAUCACAUUAGGUGUGAAAAAUGCUAUCAUUCAUCAAAUUUUCUGAUUUUGUUGCUCAUUUUUUGUUUUUAUAAAAAUAUUAUGGCUGCUGCAUUUCUUUAAUUAUAUAGAAAACGCAAUUCAUGCUUAUAAAUUUGGGUCAACCAGCCUAAUAUUUUUAAUUUUUAUAUUUGGGAGCUCAAUAAAUAAUUCUUUGAUCACAUUGACAUUUACUUUGAUUUUGCAACCAAUAGCAAUUUUAUUGAUUUUUCAUUAUACAAAAAUACAAUAUCAGAAGCUUAAAAAUAACAGUAAAAUCCCCAGAAAUCAAUAUGAUUUCGAAAGAAAAUUCCGUCAUUUAUUAACUGAUCAAAAUUCUGAAGACAAAGCAAAUAUUUUGAAAUUAUUUAAUCAAUAUUCAAAAUUGACAUAUUUUAAAAAAGAUAAACUCUUUGUGGAAUGGGAAUUUAAUUACUGCCUGCAUACUUUAAAAGAUGAACGGCUUGCCCGUGUGAUUUUAGCAAAAGCAGGAUAUUGUGAAUCCUCAUUUGAAAGCAGCGUUUAUGAGUGAAGAAUCUUGGAAAAAUUAAAAAAUAAAGCAAAUGAGCCAAUUCCAGAAUUUAUUUAUUUGGAAUAUUUAAAUGAAUUUGGAAAAACCAAAUAUUUCGAUAAAAAACUAUGCUACUUGAUAAUCCAACUGCAAACAGAGUUUUCUUCAAAGUCGCCAAGAUUUAAGGUCCUUGUCGACCUGACGAAUAGAGCAUCAAAGUGCAUGGAAAAGGUCAAGAGCAAGUAUAGCAGUAUUAUCGAAAAAUACGCAAAUAUUGGAGGGUUUGAAUUAUAUGCAAGCUUUUUAGAAAAUAUUGAGCACAAUUAUGAAGAAUCUGACAAAAUCAACAAAAGGAAAAGCGGCAUUGAAAUUUUUAACCAAAAAAAUCAAAGCUUAGACAGAUAUGGCAGGCAUCUUGGAAUAAUUCUUGCAUCAAGCUCUAAAAAUUCACUUGGCUUAAUAGUUUACAUCAAUGAAAAAGCAGCUGAAGUCUUAAAAGUCUCAUUAUCUGAUGUUAUUGGUACUUCAGUUUUCAAUUUUCUCCCUGAGCCUUAUAAUCAAUAUCAUUCUAAAACUACAAAAAAUUUCCUAAGCAGUUCAAAAAGUGUCGAAGUCCCAUACCAUCAAAAUUUAUUUCUUGAAACCCACAGAGGGUUUCUGGUGGAAUGCAAUAUGCUGAUAAAGCUUACAGCUUAUAACAGCGAUGUUUAUUAUAUUAUAUCAUUUAUUCCAAAAAUCACAAGUAAACAGAUUGCAUUAAUUUCAGAAUCAGGAGCUAUAUUAAGCCACUCAGAAGCUUUUCCACGUUAUUUAGGGCUAAAUGAGAAAUGCUUAAAACAUUUUCAUAUAGAGCAAGUUGUGCCAUGCCUUGAAAUAAAUAAAAUGAAAAUUUAUGAGCCAGUAUUAAUGAGACUAAAUAUCAUCGAUAUUGCCCUGGUGCGGAUUGACAAACAAAUAAAUUCAAAAACUUUAAUUAUAUUAUAUUUACUUCACGAGCAAGGUGAUAUAAAAAGAUGAAAAGAAGGCAAAGAUGAAGACCAAAUUUCCCAUUAUCGUGAACGAGAAAGAACUAUUGAAGAAAAUUCGCAUCCUAAAGAGCUCUUAGAUCAUAGAAGAGACACUAAAUACCAGCAGCUCAAGGAAUGCUCAAUUUCUUUCAGAUUGAGCGAAAUUGAAAAUUUACCUGAAUUAUCAGAAAAUGAAAAUAAAUCAGUCGCUGAUAAUAUAUCUGUUGGAAAUGAUAAUCAUAGCCACUCAUCGAUAAAAUCAAGUAUUUUUUAUUUAGGACAUGCACAACACUUAAUAGUAAAGACCUCAAAAAAAAUAAAAGUGCUUCAAUGAGUACUAUUAGCUAUAGUAAAAAAAAAUUAGACUUUAACUAUAAUAUCCACUAUGAUUGCGGUUAUUUCCAAUAUGAUAAGCAACGUAAACUUGACCUCAUCUAUGAGCAUUUUCUAUAAAAUUGGAGAUAUUUUGUAUAAUUUUGGAAUUUCUGCUGAUUUAGCUAGAUUAACUGAUAGGGAAAAAUCAUUAUCGUAUAAUUAUACAACCCAUCUAAGUCAGCUAUUAGAAGCUAUGGAAGCUUUAAAGGAAAGCCAAAGUGGGAUAAUUUCAGAUCUUGAGCAAUGAAAAUUUUGCGAAAACUCAAAAAUUGCGAAUUCUCCAUUGAUCCCUAUAUGAGAGUUUGACCAAAAAUUUCCAAAAACUACACAUAAAAAUAUCUACGACACUAUAUCUGAUUUUAUAUUUAAUGUAAAUUUCAAUUUAGAUCCAAAGCAUGUCGAGUGCAAUUAAUGAAAACCAAAGCUACAAGAAUUAUACACAAUUUAUCGUCAUGAAUGGUAUAGGGAGAACAUAUAAUUACUUAAAUCAAACCAUAUUUGGUUUUGAAAACUGUGAAGCAGAUCAAGUCCAUUCCACAGGACUAAGCGUGCGCGCCCUCCUUAUCAGCGGCUUUAUUACUGUUAUUAUUUUAGUUUUAAUUAUUCUUUGGUUCAUUGGGCUUGUCGCAAAGCAAGAAAACGAGUUUUGGAACUUUGUGUUAAAUAAUAUUCAAAUCCCUAUAGCCCGUUCUCGGCUAUAGAUCGGACUUAGCCCGAUCUUUGCCGGGAAACUCGAGGGGUUGUCUCCGUCACUUUGAGGUGACGAGUCAACUCACCGAGUUGGCAAAUCACCAUAUAGCAGUUAUUUGCAAACUCGGGGAGUUGACUCGUCACCUCAAAGUGACGGAGACAACCCCCCGAGUUUCCCGGCAAAGAUCGGGCUAAGCCCAAUCUAUAGCCUGGAAUGGGCUAUAUAACAAAGUGAAAAAGUGAAGCAAUUGAUAGGCUUAUUCUUGUCCAUGAUGAGGAAAUUAUGGCUGAUGAAAGCAAUAAUUCGAAGCAUAUCCACAAAAAGAUAAAGACAGGGACAGAAAUAAGACACUCUUGAAAAAUUGCGGCGUUUUUCGCUAUUUCAGCUUCUUAUUAUAUUUUGGUUUAUUUGUAUUUAUACCCAACUUGUGAAAAAUAUAUGAUAAAUCGCCCAAAGUUGCUCAAUAAUUUCAAUAUGAAGCGAUCCUUAGUAUCUAGAGUCUCAAUUUUUUCUAGAGAUAUAUUAAGUUCAUAUUUUAUAGCAAGUUUUCCAAAUUCUUGUGACCUUAUAAACUCAAUUGAAAUGGCAAAUAUUUCAGCUCAUAUUCUAAGACAGAAAAACAGCGAAAUAAGAGAAAGCAAAUUUAUGGAAAUGCUGUCUGAUGAAUUAAAGCAAAAAAUAUUUGAAGAGACAAAUUUUAAGGAUCCGGAGCUUGCAUAUGGGUCUGAAAUAGCAAUUGAGACGACAAUAUAUGAUAGUAUUAGCUUGGGAUAUGUAAAAAACGUUCAACCUACAGUCAUGCAACCCUAUUUAGCAAUGCUUAGAGAUAUAAAUAAUGAGAUAGGAAUUGAGCUAGAAAUGGCUGACCGGGAUUCAAACAAUAUAAUAAAUCACCAGCUGGGUCUAAUCAUUUUAGUUACUAUAAUUUACUGCCUAACUUUGUGUGGAUUACUGCUGUUUUAUUACUUGCCUUAUUUCCAUAAUGAAUCUAAAGAGCUUCAGAGACUUUCAGUGCUAUCAUCAGUACUUGCACUUGCAAAUGAAUAG